CACACAGUGUUUCUACAUAUAGCCGGCUCAGCUUGAUAGAAUUGCAGAAGGGAAGGCUGUGAAAAAUGCCGGGAAUAAAGGGACCUUCUGAUUAUUCACAACCGCCACGCCAUCCUUGUCUUCAAAUCAACUCCAAGGAGCCCUUCAACGCUGAGCCGCCGCGUUCUGCUUUAGUUUCCUCUUAUGUGACUCCGGUGGAUUUGUUCUACAAGAGAAAUCAUGGACCAAUCCCAGUAGUUGAUGACAUAGAGAGAUAUUGUACCGAUAUAACUGGCUUAAUUCAAACUCCAAAAAAGCUGUAUAUGAGAGAUAUCAGGAUGCUGCCGAAAUACAACGUGACUGCCAUUUUACGGUGUGCAGGUAAUAGGAGGACUGCCAUGAGCAAAACCCAAAAAGUGAGUGGAGUUGGCUGGGAUGUUUCUGCUAUAGGGAAUGCUGUCUGGGGUGGUGCCAAACUGGCUGAUGUACUUGAGCUUGUCGGGAUACCAAAGUUGACAAAUAGCACCAAGUCCGGUGGAAAACACGUCGAAUUUGUGAGCGUUGAUAAGUGUAGGGUAGAGGAGAAUGGAGGCCCAUACAAGGCAUCAAUUCCACUUAGUCAAGCCACUAACCCUGAAGCAGAUGUUUUACUUGCUUACGAGAUGAAUGGAGAGCCUCUCAACAGGGAUCACGGUUACCCGUUGAGAGUAAUUGUUCCCGGUGUUAUAGGUGCACGUUCUGUCAAGUGGCUCGAUUCUAUCAACAUAAUAGCAGAAGAAUGCCAGAGCUUCUUCGUGCAAAAGGAUUACAAGAUGUUUCCACCAUCCGUGGAUUGGGAUAUCAUCUAUUGGUCUACCAGGCGGCCACAAAUGGAUUUCCCGAUUCAGUCUGUGAUUUGUUCUUUAGAAGAAGUGCAGUCGAUUAAACCUGGAAAGAAACAAUUAGUGGAUAUGCAGCGUCUGGAGGGGGCCGAGGAAUCGAGAGAGUAGAUGUGUCUAUUGAUGGUGGCAAAACCUGGUUAGAAGCCUCAAGAUUUCAUAAAAUCAGGAUCCCUUACAGAUCAGAUCACGAAAGUAGUGACAAAUGGGCAUGGGUGUUUUUUGAGAUCACAGUUGAUAUCC
Molecule: messenger RNA, 1100 nt
Organism: Hibiscus syriacus
Lineage: Eukaryota; Viridiplantae; Streptophyta; Magnoliopsida; Malvales; Malvaceae
Product: sulfite oxidase-like
Exons: 11
Coding region: 66-968 (300 amino acids)
Cellular component (GO): mitochondrion
Molecular function (GO): oxidoreductase activity
Source: RefSeq, a predicted model, not a curated record